Aspergillus calidoustus is the source of this 3609-nucleotide messenger RNA. The record is from the annotation of a GenBank genome assembly. Lineage: Eukaryota; Fungi; Ascomycota; Eurotiomycetes; Eurotiales; Aspergillaceae.
AUGCUCGGCCGACUCCUGAACACCGCAGCUACGACAUUGAACCCGUCGGCAUAUUCCAACAAACCAACCACACAACUGGAUUCAGUUACCGAAGAGGAACAUACGUCCGGCCUUUUAUUUCCUGAUGUCAACCAACUACGACGCUCAAACACGAAUAACUUUCCUCUCCAAACCGCCUUUAGUUCUCCCAAUGCUUCCGCAGCUGGUGCCUACGAUGACCGGGGCGGAGUGGAGUUGGACCCCCUCAAGGAUUUUCGAGUUAUAAUCGCCCAAAAUUCUCUUGGUGACAGAGAGCCAUGCAUUCUACUCGAUACUCGCGCUGAUACAUCAGAACCAACAUCUCCUGGACUUGGACUGGAUCCUCAGGUUCUCAAAAACUCUGGCCCUAGACAUCAUGCUCGUACCGUCUCAACCGUUUCAUCCCUCUCCCGAGGACGACGUGGUCUUGUGUCUCAGUCGUCAAUGAUAGACCAGAGUCCGCUUUCAAUGGCAGCGGAAGCGCGCAGGACGUCACCAGUAACUUCAAGUGCUUUCACUCGUGCUCGCGGCCGUAGUUCCACAUUGGCCCAAGCUGGGGGACUUCAAGAGCCUGCGCAUUCCCGCCACAGCCCAUCCGAUAUGAACGAUGCCGGAUUGUUGAACUGCAUCUUCGGCAGCAGUGCAUUCAGCUAUCGAGGUUCCUCUACGAAGAUGCAUAUCAUUUCUGCAGAUGAUGAAACUGGAGUGACAGCAGGUGCAUCACCUGCGACCCGCAAUUCGUUUAUUCGCUCGUACACCGCUGGGAGUCCCUCCGGAUUUGCCAGCAAUAAUGGCCGUGCCGAUUACAAACCUCGGUCAAAAGUCACCAUUCUCUUGACGAGAAUGUUCAGUGUCAAUUUACCCGAGGCGGGUGAGAUAUCUUCCGAGGGACCAGACUUCGCGGCGUCAUUCCACCAAGAGUCACUUCCUGAGAUUGGAUUCCCUUUUCCUGAUGUUAGCAAGCGCAAAAAGGUCAAGGAGAAGAAAACUCCAAUGUACGCAGUCGCCAUUGCAAUCCAGAUCCCGGUCCUAUCCCGCAACGCCGCACGACCAGGAUCGCGCUUCAGUACUCCCGGCCAGGACUCUCCCAGGCCAGGGUUGGCAUGCUCCUUGGACUCUGAUUAUCGAUGGCGAGGAGGAUUCCUUGAUGACACACUUGCAUCUGCGCCUCCUAGCUUGGACGAGCGGAUUGACAUGUUGGUGGACCAUUGGGACGUUGUCAACCGCACACUCUCUCACCUCGAGAGACUAUCACGAAGCGAGAUUCUCUUCCUGUUGAAGCGAGUAGACUCUGCCGGGAUGCACCCAAAACCCGCCAAGCCUCCGAAUAUGCAACGGACCAAUCAGACGUUCCUUCACCUGCCGGCGAAUGUCUUGGCAAUAAACUCGAAGCUGAUGGGUGAGGCUGUCCGGAGUGCUCGUCGUAUUAGUACUGCACUCCAGAUACCAAAUGUUGUUACGGGCCAAAGCCGCUGGGGUGUGUGGCGCGAGGAGGGUCGUUCUAUCGUGCGCAGCCUUGGUGAUAAGGACCACAGCUUUUUCUUUCUCGUCCUAAUUACCGCCUUUCUGGGGAAUCAUACCGAGUGGCUGAACGCUUUGGGACCCGAUUGGUACAGACGUCGACACUAUUUGCAGCAAAAAGCCCAACAGGAUGCCGAGCCGGCGCUUCCUUACAGAACAGUGAUUGUUUGUCCCGACAAGAUGACUGCCAGGCGCCUCAUCUUCCUGCUUUCGGCAUUUCUCCCACCCAAGCAGCGCCUCGAACCGCUCCCAUCACCGCUCAGACCAGGUACCGCUGCUUCCACCCGUGCUGUCUCGCAGAGCCCGCCCAGCAUACCUGUCCUGCGUUCAGAGCCCCUUCGUAAAGCCAUCGAACGGCGUUCUCGUGCUCAACGGUUGAACAUGACUGAUCGAGAUCAACAUCACCGAUCUGUUAGUGCUUCAUCCAAUGAGACAGCCCACCGGUCCACGGAUGAUGCUGAAUCUACUGACGUCAUACAUCGCCGAGGUUCAGAUGCUCGCUCCAUUCGGACCGUCGGAAUACCAAUGCACGCAAGGGAUGCACGUAGUAACAAUAUUAGCACCCCUACAACAUCAACCGCCAAUCCUUCAAGUGCAGUUCCUGUGCCCCAUUUUGCUUCACAAGGACGGCUUGAAAGAGAGGGCUCUGAUCAAGAUCUUGGUGAAGACAGUUUGGCUUCCGAGACGCUAUUGAAGAACUUGCAAAGAAGUGAGAGCUCAGCUACUAGCGUCAAUAGCAGUGUGCCCUCUGCGGGAGGCCGAUGGGGCAGUCUCUUCAGUGGGCUCUGGAGCUCUCGCCAAGAGUCGUCCGACAAAGGCGGUGCUGGGUUUUCGAAAGAGCCCCGCCAUCGCUCGGCCUCUGUGUAUACCAUGCCGGCCAAAAGAAAUCCUCCAACCCUCAGCCAAAUGGUUGAAGAGGUUUCGGAAGAACCUACUCAUAUUGCCACAAGUGCCAAUAUCUCUAUCCCCCACUCUUCGAAUUCUCAGCGAAAAUUCGAAGAUGGCCCUCAAGAUCUCUCAUCAACAACAGACAACACCAAGGAGACUUUGUUGAAACUGUCCGUGCGGGAAGACGAUGGGAUUGUGGAUGUAGAGCUACCUCUUCCUGGGUUCGUCUCGCUUUCUUCUUCCGGUGACUCCACUAUGGCAUCGCCAAAAAAGACGCGAACGUCCGUGACAAGCGUCGAUGCGCUUGCAUCCACGCACAGCAGCGGCUCAGGCCUCCACCAUCACCAGGCAAAAGACAAUGAUGGGCCGAAUAUCAACGUCGCUGGUUGGUUGAAAAACUUUCACGACGAUUACUUGCUCCAGGGUGUACGGCCCUAUUCCAACUUAGAAGCUGAUGUCAAGCGUGCGAUGCAGUCCGAGCCUACUCCGAACAAUGCUGCAGCAUUGGACACUGACGGAUCUGAAAAAUGGGUGGAUGUUGCCACAACUUUGAUUGCAGAUGUGCGGACCUUUUCAGUCAAGCGCCUGCGUCUUCGACGUCGGAUUACUGGCGGGAAUUCCCUGAAAUCUCCUACAUCGCCGCCUAGCCUGUCUAACCCGGGUACUCCUCGUCACUUUUCUGGCGGUUCUAUAUCUACCUCGCAGAUCAGUGGCUACUUUUCUUCUGCCAUGAGUUCGGCCAAAUCCUUUCCUAGAAUACGCGCAGAGGGGCUCCAUUUCGGGGAGGUGGAGGAGAAAUUCACAGAGGAACCUGUUAUGGACUUGGACGGAACUCUUGUUGAUGCUCUGGAGCGUGUACUUGCCCAGAGCGGACCGUCAUCGUUGGCGCCUACCCGCGCCCCUUCGCCGACUCGGUCUCGCAAGGAGAAUGAUAGGGCUGCCGACACCAUGACUAUGCGGGAUGACAUCCCUACCGUUGAAGCUCCUCGUGCCGAGUGUCGUCGGCUAGUUCUAGGUGCAUUAGAAGAGGUAGUCCGCAGCGUGGCAGCCGAACAUUGCCGCGAGGAUGACGGAGAGCUCAAUCUAGCGGAUAGAGAGCGCAAGCGGUUGUUGACGGGAGCGGAUAAUACGUUAAGAGAAGGUGUUCGCAAAUGGCUUCUGGAUGUUGAGGAAGCCUGGUAG